Messenger RNA from Aureobasidium subglaciale EXF-2481, 1353 nucleotides. RefSeq lists its product as uncharacterized. The coding region runs from base 358 to 1305 and encodes 315 amino acids. Gene Ontology annotation, molecular function: zinc ion binding; nucleic acid binding. The record is from RefSeq and is a predicted model, not a curated record. The transcript has a single exon. NCBI's taxonomy places the organism in Eukaryota, Fungi, Ascomycota, Dothideomycetes, Dothideales, Saccotheciaceae.
GAUAUCAUGCCUAGAGUCAGAGAAUAUCAACCAGAUCAAACCUGGUGUGAGAUUGAUGGUAUUAACGUGCACGCAACCAUCGCUCGGAUGAAGUAGCUCUUCUACUCAGAGAGUUGCAGGUUCGCCGGCAUCAAGUGGGCUAUUCAGAGGAUCGAAGCAGGCUACACGAUUUACUGCCCUGUUAAUGGGUGCAAUGGCCGUGUCGGCAUCUUCGACCAUGAGUUCAGAAACGUCCAAAAAGGUACGCACAGCGGUUUCGCCCACGACAAGGAACUUCAUGCUGUUUUCCUGGCAUGGAACUGUCACCACGACGACAUCUCCGUGGAAUGGAGACGUGUUGAGGAAAAACCAAAAGAUAUGACUUCUCUCCGUCUGCUCCAGGUCGCUAAGGAUGAUCCAGUAUUCGCUCAAUACUCCAAACUUAAAUUUGGCCUGUUCGAAGCAGAUCUUGACGAAAACGAUGAGGUUGAUGAGUCCGAUGAUCGUAAGGCCAAGAGGAGCUGUGCCACUACUGAAGAACCCGUUGGCUACAAGGAUCAACUUCUACAGCAACUUCUUGCAGCGAACCAAGGAUUGCGCGAAACUUUGGCUACUAGACCCUCGCCACUUCAUAUCUCUCAAAACCCUCAGAUUCCUGCCGCAGCAUCCCCCAUGGCUACUAUACCCUCACCACCUUAUCUCCCUCAAAACCCUCACAUUCCUGCCGCAGCACCCUUCAUGGCUACUAGACCCUCACCACUUCAUAUCCCUCAGAAUCCUCCGGUCCCUGCCGCAGCACCCCCUACACAAUAUUCUCCUAACAUGAGUCUCGAUAGUCCGUAUAACCAGAACGGCGGUUCUUCCAGCUCCAGUGGUAGUAGCGGUGGCGGCGGUGGUGGUGGCCCUCCCAAGCAAAUCGUUUGCACCUAUUGCAACAAGCGAGGCCACAUUGCACCUGACUGCCGCUACAACCCUGAUAGUAACAACUACCAGGGAAAUAACAACAACAACAACAACAGCAACAACAAUGGCUAUCAAAACACUGCGUAUGCUCAGAGAGAUUAUGGUACUCGAGGCGGUCGAGUUGAUCGAGGUGGUCGUGGCGGCCGUGGUUACCGCGGCGGUGGUCGAGGAGGUAUGCAAAAGCGGUACAACACGGCUUGGAACGGCUACAACCAGGCUCAAUAUAAGAAUAUCCAAGGUGGAAAUAACAAUCCAGGUGGAAAGAAGCAAAAAGCUAACCAAAGGAGAAACAACUCCCAAGGCGGAAAAAAGAACCCAGAAGGAAACAAUCAAGGUACCAAGGAGGAUAAUGAGAUCCUCUAGAUUCAUAGAUCAGAAUACACGCUGGCAAAUAUUCAACCGUAUUUCCCG